UCACGUGACCGCCUCCUAGCUGCAACUUUUCUGAAAUGAGGCGCUUUAUUUGGAUUUUCACGGUAUUUGCAGCUGAACAUCGACCUUAAAUGUUGUUGUGUGUCGGGAUUACACCCGGACGCUGUUGUUGACGGUGUUUUCACUGAGCUGGAUGUGUUACAACAGCUGGUGUUUGAGCUGCAGCUGAUUGUCUUUAUGUUGGCCUGAAAACACCUGGAAGCUUCUCUUUGUCUGUGGAGGAGCAGCAGAGGAAACACAUCAGGAUCUGUGAGCAGUGGUCUGGGAAUAAUCUGAGCUGAGCUGACUGUCGUGGGACGGGGGUCCGUGAGUCUUUGUUCUACCUGUGAACAUGAAGGCAGACAUACCUUACAACCAGCUGCUGGACAUGGAGUGGAGGAGGCCGGAGACCAACAGGAGAGCGCAGGCGUGCGCCAGGGGUCUGCUGGCUCUGGCCUCCCUGGCGUGUCUGCUUCUUGUUGCCGUGGCGCUCUAUAACCUCCUGACCCCAGCAGACUCCUCCCAUCGCCACCCCGACCCUCCUCGACUCAGCGUUUCUCUUGCUGGCGAAAAGGCCGAGUCCUGCUCAGACCCCUGCAGGCUUGUUCUGGUGGAGAGCAUCCCCGAGGGGAUGGAGUUUAACUCCAGCGUGGGGCACCCCUCCAUCUUCCAGGAGUGGAUCAGUCUGAUGAGCGAGGCGCGCAGCAGCGUCGACAUCGCCUCCUUCUACUGGACGCUCACCAACAAGGACACCGGCUCUCAGGAGCCCACGGCCAAUCAGGGUGAGGAAGUUCUGAGCAGACUGGCUGAAUUAUCAGGGAAGUUAAAAGUUCGUAUUGCAGUGAACGCACCGCAGGGUCAAUCCCAAGACGACCUCAGACUGCUCAGCGACUCAGGAGCCGACAUCAGGACCGUAAACAUGAGAGAGCUCACCUCAGGGGUUCUUCACACCAAGUUCUGGGUCGUAGACAAGAAACACAUUUACAUCGGCAGCGCCAACAUGGACUGGAGGUCCCUCACACAGGUGAAGGAGCUCGGCGCCGUCGUCUACAACUGCAGCUGCCUGGCUGCAGACCUGGAGAAGAUCUUUGAAGCUUAUUGGUUCGUGGGGGCCAAUCAGUCGAUCCCGUCACCGUGGCCGUCCAGCUUCUCCACCCUGUACAACAAAGACACGCCCCUCCAGCUGCCGCUCAACCACACGCCCUCCAGCGUUUAUCUAUCAAGCUCCCCUCCAUCCUUCUGCGCAGCCGGCAGAACUCCAGACCUCCAGUCCGUCCUCAGCGUGAUCGACGACGCCGAGCGGUUCAUCUACAUCGCUGUCAUGAACUACCUGCCCACCAUGGAGUUCUCGCAUCCUAAAAGGUACUGGGCAGAGAUCGACACCCAGCUCAGACGGAAGGCGUACGAGCAGCGAGUGGCCGUGCGCCUGCUGAUCAGCUGCUGGAACAACACUCAGCCCGUCAUGUUCCCCUUCCUGAAGUCUCUGGCUUCGGUUUAUGAACCCAAACACCAGCUGGACAUCCAGGUGAGGCUGUUUGUGGUGCCCUCCAACCCGAGGCAGAAGAAGAUCCCCUUUGCCAGAGUGAACCACAACAAGUACAUGGUGACGGACAAGGUGGCGUACAUCGGGACGUCUAACUGGUCGGGGGAUUACUUUGUGAACACGGCCGGUUCGGCGCUGGUGGUGAACCAGACGGAGUCUGGGUCCCAGAGGCCGACGGUCCAAUCCCAGCUGAAGGCCGUCUUCGACAGGGACUGGUAUUCAGACUACAGCUCUCCUCUCACCCCGGAUUCAGAGCUGAAAGACUUCUGCUAACUUUAGCUUUGCUGUUUGUGGACACGAGCGGAACCAAUCGUGUAAUCAGAACCUUUCUGUUCUGUGGUUCCUGUAACUGAACUGGAUUCUUCUGUUUCCUGCUCAUAAACUGAUCAUCAAACAGACAUUUAAAGUUCCUGCUUCAGUGGGAGGUUUACGUUCAGCUCAGGGACAAAACUAUGAAAUGUCUUUUAUUGUUUAAAAAUCAACAUAAGUUUAGGGAAAAUCUGAAAAUCAGAGAGGCGGGUCCGUUUAGUUUGUAGCAGCAGCUCCUUUUAUUUUAUUUUAAGAAUAGUGUUAAAAUAUUGACUCUUUCACCCAGGAUCCCCUUUUCUUCGGGUCUCGUUUCAACGCUAAGUGAAUUGAUAAUGAGCGUGCUGUGCUUUAUUCUGAGGGUGAGAUUUUAAAAGCAAACUUGAGAUAUUGGAGCUUUUUUUGUUUUUAAACUCCUUGUUGUUUGCGGAGUGAUCAGAGGAUUGCAGCGCGGUACAAAGAGUUAAUGUUGAUUUCCACUACUCAGGAUGAUUGAAACCACUAAUUAGUGCCGAGGACGUUUACCUGCAGGUUAACACUCAACUGAAACUACUGGAGCAGAUGUGCUCAUGCAAUAAUGGAUUGUUUUCAAUAAAGAGUUUUAAACAAACA
Molecule: messenger RNA, 2458 nt
Organism: Austrofundulus limnaeus
Lineage: Eukaryota; Metazoa; Chordata; Actinopteri; Cyprinodontiformes; Rivulidae
Gene: pld3
Product: phospholipase D family member 3
Exons: 13
Coding region: 350-1813 (487 amino acids)
Molecular function (GO): catalytic activity
Source: RefSeq, a predicted model, not a curated record